This is a messenger RNA of Musa acuminata AAA Group (dessert banana), 4096 nucleotides long. RefSeq names its product U-box domain-containing protein 8. The transcript is spliced from 2 exons. The coding region runs from base 261 to 1367 and encodes 368 amino acids. Lineage: Eukaryota; Viridiplantae; Streptophyta; Magnoliopsida; Zingiberales; Musaceae. Gene Ontology annotation, molecular function: ubiquitin-protein transferase activity. Gene Ontology annotation, biological process: protein ubiquitination. The record is from RefSeq and is a predicted model, not a curated record.
CUCUCGGAGUCCACCGAAACAGAUCCCACGCGCUUUCCGCCAACCCACCGCAAAACCCCGUCGCCUAGCCAGGGGCAUUUUGGGCAGAUCAAUUUCUUUCUCUCUUCUUCUCCUCUUCCCUUCCCAAAAGAACCCGGUUCAGUCCACAAACUCCUCUCGCUCCACAGUCUCAUCUCUUUUUAUUCAUCGCCUUCGUUUGCGAUCUCUCUCUUUACCUUCAAAGAGAGAGAGAGAGAGAGAGAGAGAGAGAGAGAGAAGGGAUGGGGAUGGAAGUGGAGUUGCCGGAUGACUUCCGCUGCCCCAUCUCGCUGGAGGUGAUGACUGACCCGGUGAUCCUACCGUCGGGACACACCUUCGACCGCGCCUCCAUCCAGCGCUGGCUCGACUCCGGUAACCUUACCUGCCCGGUCACCAACCUCCCCCUGUCCCCCUCCCCCUCCCUCAUCCCCAACCACGCCCUCCGCAGCCUCAUCUCCAGCUUCCUCGCCCAGCGACCCACCGCCAUCGACGCCGCCGCCGACAACCGCGACGCGCUGCUCCUUGCCCCCCUCUCCUUUCCCUGCGAUGCCCCCACCCUCGCCGCCGUCCUCCGCCUCGCGCAGCGCGGCGGCCCCAACUCCCGCCGCCUCGUCGCGGACUCCGGCGCCGCGUCCGUCCUCUUCCGCCACGCCGCCGCCCCCGACCCUCCCGACCUCCAGGACCUCUCCCUCCGCACCCUGCUCCACCUCACCCUCGACGGCGACGACGCCCGCCUCGGCCUCGUCGCCGAGGGCGCCCUCGACCCCGUCGUCGCCGCCCUUGGCGGCGGCCCCGCCGCAGCCCUCGCCGCCACGCUUCUCACCAGCCUCGCCGUCGUCGACGUCAAUAAGGCGACCAUCGGCGCCCACCCCGCCGCGAUACCUCUCCUCGCAGCGCUCCUCCGCUACGGCGACGGCCGGGAGCGGCGGGAAGCGGCGACGGCACUCUACGAGCUGUGCAAAUUCGCGGAGAAUCGGCGGCGGACCGUCCGAGCUGGCGCCUUGCUGCCCUUAGUCCGCCUGACCCGCGAGGGCUCGGAGAGGGCCGUCCGGGUUUUGGGACUUCUCGCCAAGUGCCGAGAAGGUAAGGAAGAGAUGAGGAAGUUGAUCGGAUUCAUUAACGUAUUAUCCGAGGUCCUAAGAGCGGGGAGUCCUCGGGGCAUCGAGCACGCCCUUUUGGUGCUGAACUAUUUGUGCUCGGAUAGCAGAGAGAUGGCUUUCACAGCCAUCAAAGAAGGGAUUCUUGAUCUCUGCUCGGUUUUGGCAGGCGAUAUGAAUCCGAAUAUUGGUAAGAACGCGAUGGAAUUGGUUCUGAGACUUGAAAAGGAGCAAUUUGGUGGCUAUUCAUGAACGAGGUUUCUUCUCCGUCGUUGCUGUUUUGCACUUGGCGAUGCAUAGUGGCAUACGGAGUUUUGAUUCAUCAAGAUACUGCUAGAUGGGUGAUCUGAAAUGCUAGAGAGUAAUCAUUGAGAGUUACAAGAAGAAGGUAUGUUUUUUCGAGUCAAGUGUAAAGAACAUCUAUGGAGAUAUUUAAAUUUGCUCGAGUUUUUGGAAUAAGGUAACCAAUACUAUGGAUCAUUUUAUUGGUUACUAGAUUAUAUUUAAUUCUUGGUUUAUUUGUUUAGCAGCUGAUAGUUCAGUACUUGAUAACUCAUUUUGUUUUGGAGAUCUGAACUAGCUCCUCAAAUGUCUUUGCAUCUUUGAGAAUCUUCUAUUUGUUUUUUCUUUUUAUUCUGUAUUUUUUGUGUUAUUCGGUAUCAAAUUGAAGUUAUUUACACACGCAUAAGGAUAAGUUGGACACUUUUGAUUGAUGGUGUAGUUUACCCAAAGCACACGUGCAUUAAAAUCUUGUUCAUGAGGAAACGAUGAAGUAUGAAUUCGGUUCAUACAGUGCAUCUUGCAUUAUCUGAAAAAGUAAACAUACAACACAACAUUAGAUCGUUCAGUUAUUUUUUUGUAGUGGACCAACUCUUAAGAAUGUUUUGACUUCAUAUAUGAUACUCAAAAUCUCCUGAAAUAUUUUUUUUCUUAGAGAUUUUAUAUGAAUUGUAUAGUGUAAUACUAGUUUGUAUACGCUGAUGCGUCUCCAUCAUUAUAUACACUUAUCAUUUGACUGCUCUGUAUACUGUUAUUUUCUUCAGUGGUGAGUACUUGAAAGAUCAACUGGAAAACAGAAAUAGAGCCCGUAAUGCAGCUAACAAAAAUAUGAUCAGAACUGUGUUCUAAAGCUGGGAAAAAAGGAAUGAAAAUCAAAGGUACAAGUCUGUAAUGUUCUAAAGCUGGAGAAAAGGAAUGAAAAACAAAAGGAUGCAGGAUGUUAGGCAGAAAUAGGGAGUGGACCACCUUAUAACAUAGAUUGAAUUACAUUUAUCUCAAAUUGGAAUAUAUGAAUUAUAAAAUGGGAAUAAGUUCUGUAAUGAGGGGAACUGGACUUAUUGUAACUAUCUUCGACUGAACUUAAAUUCUACAAGGAAAGUUGUUGCUGCAAUAUUUUAUUUUACAACAAUCCUCUUCUUGCAAGUCUGAUUAUGAUGGUAAUCCAAUCAUGUUGUAUUGUUAUAUGCAGUCUCUUUUAAAAUCUAAUUAUGACUUGUUCAGCAACCAAUGAACAUGUUGUACUUGGGACUAGAAAAUCCUCAAUGUUUGAUGAUCAUUGCUCCACUUUGACUGCAUAACAGAUUAAUCUACGAGAACAAUUUACAUGCUGAUAUCAUGGCAUGAAAGAUAAAUUUUCAAAAUGUCACCUAUAUUGAAUUAAUGCUGCUGGUCAUCAUGUUAUGUAAGUCUUAUUUCUUUUUAAAGACAGCUCGAUAACAGUGUGCUGACACAAUAAAAUGUUAAACAUGUUACUGAGUUCUAUAACUAAAUCUAACUGCCUCAUGUUGCAUGAUGAAGAAAGGGUUAUGUAUACUUUUCUUGGAAUCAAAUUGUUUGCUUCGGACAACAAUUCAAGACCAUUGAUGUAAACAGGAAAAGUGUCGUUUUCAGAAACCGACACAGACGUGGUUCAAUGAAAUGAAGAUGUUGGUUUUGGCAAGUAAAUAAUAUGCUUGAGAUUUAUCCAGAUUAUGGAUCAAUGCUUUUCUUUUCCAGCUAAAUCACUGAUAUGAAUAUGUGGAUGUGAUUCCCUUUUGAUGUUGAUUGGGUAAUGCUUUUCCACCGAUGUUUUUAAGAUGCAGACCAUGGGGGAUUAUCAGUGCUCCAGACACAUUCAAUCUUGAGAAAUUUCCAGAUUGUAUAUCAAUCUUCAUGGGCAGAUGGCAAGUUCUAAAAAUGGUUAUACUUUUAGAAAAUUACAUGUUUAUCAAUUGAGACUUUAUCUUCUUGUUUAAGCUAUUGUUCGAGUUAGGGAUUUCUAUUGAUCUUUGAGCGUUUAUAUAUUGUUGAAUGUUGUUCGAAAUCAUUUUUGUCAGUUCAUUUAAGCACAUUUUAGCAACAAUUUUACUUGGUCUUUCCUGGAAAUGAUUAAUGACUAUUUGAAGGCAAUGUGAUGGAUGGUUGCUGAGUGUUGAAGUCUGUGUGCCAAGAGGUGAAUUGUUAUUGUGGCUGAAUAGUUUCUGGUGAUUAAGGUUACAGAUUAGUUCUCCCUUCCAUUGAAUUUUUUUGUUUGGUGCAUCCGAUAAAUUUAAUCCAAAUUCUUGUUUCCAAACUCUUCAUUGCUUUCUCUUUAAUUUAGUUUUUUGUGCACUUAUUAUAUCAAGAACUGUCUGAUGAUCAUUACAGUUCUAUUCUGCAUCGUCAGUUGACUCACUUAGUUCUUCUGCUAUAUCUUUGUACUACUUGCAGGUCUUCAACACCAAACCUUACGGCGUACUGCUUGCAGCAUUCACAGGCCAUUCAAGUUGUUGCUGCAGUUGUAAAUAAUCAUCUUAUAUACCUGAGGCUAUUCCCCUUUUAGAUAUGGGCAGAUAUAUACGUCCGACAUAUCAACCAUUUGGUCAUUCUAUGUCCUCUUUAAAUAUAUAAAAAAACUUUCAAUUAUUCAAAGAAGAUUAUAUGAAAUAUCUCUAAUUAUAUUCAAUGUUUUCUCCUUCAGCAUGUGGAUCAGAGAGCUCAAAUCAUAUCUUUAUAUUCCUUCA